CCUCCCCGCUGUCCGCCUCGCAGGUUCCCGCUCCCCUUUUUCUGGGCUGGGAGGUAGGCGGGGCCGGCCGUGUCUCCAUGGCGACGUGGGACGCGGCAGUUGAUAUCCACCUGCUAGAGGAGCCGCGGCUGGGAUCCAGGCUGGGACGAGACUAUGUCGGACCUGGGUUCGGAGGAGUUGGAUGAGGAGGGAGAGAAUGAUAUUGGGGAAUAUGAGGGGGAUCGGAAUGAGGCAGGCGAAAGGCAUGGACAUGGGAGGGCACGGCUACCCAACGGGGACACCUACGAAGGGAGCUACGAAUUUGGUAAAAGACAUGGCCAGGGGAGCUACAGAUUUAAAAAUGGUGCUCGAUAUACCGGAGAAUAUGUUAGAAAUAAAAAGCACGGUCAAGGCACUUUUAUAUAUCCAGAUGGAUCCAGAUAUGAAGGAGAGUGGGCAAAUGACCAGAGGCACGGCUUUGGUGUAUACUACUACGUCAAUAACGACACCUACACCGGAGAGUGGUUUGCUCAUCAAAGGCAUGGGCAAGGCACCUAUUUCUACGCAGAGACGGGCAGUAAGUAUGUUGGCACCUGGGUGAACGGACAGCAGGAGGGCGCGGCCGAGCUCAUUCACCUGAACCACAGGUACCAGGGCAAGUUCUUGAACAAAAAUCCUGUCGGCCCUGGAAAGUAUGUAUUUGAUGUUGGGUGUGAACAACAUGGCGAAUAUCGUUUAGCAGACAUGGAAAGAGGAGAAGAGGAAGAGGAGGAAGAGCUAUUAGCAACAGUUGUUCCAAAAUGGAAAGCUACCAAGAUCACGGAAUUGGCCCUGUGGACACCAGCCCUCCCCAAGGAGCCAACCUCUACAGAUGGACCCGGCCAAGAGGGUCCAGGAGCUGAGGGUGCAGGAGAACCCGGGGAGGAGGCCCAGGCUCUGCUGGAGGGCUUCGAGGGUGAGAUGGAAAUGAGGCCUGGAGAUGAAGAUGCAGACGUCCUCAGAGAGGAGGGCCGGGAGUAUGACCAGGACGAGUUCCACUACGACAUGGAAGAGGGAAACAUCAAUUUUGAAGAAGAAGAAACUAGGCAAUCAGACCUCCAGGACUAAAAUGAAGUGAACUGAGAGGCACUCGUGUCAUAAGAAUGCUCUGUCAUCAGUGGCGUUGGGCUGCGCAUAUCCAGUCCCAGCUACUCGGGAGGCUGGGGCAGGAGGACGGCUUGAGCCCGGGAGGUUGCAGGUGCAGACAGUCGAGAUCAAGCCGCCGCACUCCUGCCUGGGCAACAGGGCGAGACCCUGUCUCAGAAAAUAAGCGAAAACAAAAUGCUUCUGUCGGUUGGCUAGUUAAUAAUCUUUAUUAGAGAAUUUUUAGUCUUUCUUUCUCAGCUGUGUGUUAAGUUGGUUUACAAUUGCAAACAAAUCUCUUUAUUAUCCUUUCUUUCUGAAA
Molecule: messenger RNA, 1423 nt
Organism: Cebus imitator (Panamanian white-faced capuchin)
Lineage: Eukaryota; Metazoa; Chordata; Mammalia; Primates; Cebidae
Gene: RSPH1
Product: radial spoke head component 1
Exons: 9
Coding region: 154-1086 (310 amino acids)
Biological process (GO): spermatid development; axoneme assembly
Cellular component (GO): motile cilium; nucleus
Source: RefSeq, a predicted model, not a curated record